Messenger RNA from Acaulospora morrowiae, 1884 nucleotides. Lineage: Eukaryota; Fungi; Glomeromycota; Glomeromycetes; Diversisporales; Acaulosporaceae. The record is from the annotation of a GenBank genome assembly.
AUGUCAUUCAAGUUAAGAAAACCCAUUGUCAUCACUGUAAACACUGUAAACGAGCAGACCACCGUCAGCGAAGCGAUAAACGACGUUCAUCUCCCAACAACAACAACAACGAUCGAUGCGCUCCCCCUUAAUCGGACACCAUCUAAUCAAAGGUCUUUCAUACCGUCAACUUUUAAUGUCUCCUCGCCGUCAUCAAUUUCGACAUCCGUAUCGCCCGCAUCAUCUGGCGGCACGCACUCUUACCGUUUUUUUGGAUCAAAAAAAUCGAAAUCACAAUUACGUAAGAGCAUUUCGAUGGUGAACGUGAGAUGGAAUGAUUAUGAAGUGUUCGCUCAUAAUUCUGGAUAUAACAAUAAUUUAAAAAAUAAUUUGGAAUUGAUGUCAACUAACAAGGCUAAUACGCCCAAUGAAGUUACAUCAUCUUUGAGCUUUGGAAUAGCGUCCAAUGGUGGAUCGCUCGCCACGAACAAUACUGUUGGUGAUAAGAGUGGACUCAUCUAUAAAGGAUCAAUGAGAAAAUGGCGUAGUUUUUCUAGUCUCUAUGAUAAAAACUCAGAGACUAGUGGAAUAAAAAUUGAACCAACACUAAGAGACAUACGAGAGGAGAAUAUUGAGGAUUUCAAGAAAAAAAACAUAAGGAAUUUACGUGAAAAGAAGCAUUUAGAAAUAGUAAAAGGAAGUAAGAGUGAUAGAAGCUUGAGUAGUGGUGCAGGAAGGAGAGCGGAAAACGAUAAAGAAGAUAUUUCUGAAGAUCCGAGCGUGAAAAGCAAUGUUAGGGCGAUCUACGAGUAUUACCAUAUUACCUCGCCCAAAGGUGAUGUGAUUAGCGAUCAGUUUUGUGGAGUGGCUGAUAGAUAUGGGUUCAUUAUAAUAGAAGAAGAGGAAAAAUGCGAAUUACUGGGCUUGACACCACAUGAAAUAAGAUUUGAGAAGAAGGAAGCCCAAAGAUCAGAGAAAUGGGUCAAAUGGGUUUCCGCGAGCAAAUUUGUGAAAAAAUCUGGCAACUUUGGAAUCACCAGUUAUGUAUUUCCUUGGGAUACCAAGUUUCAAAACAGAAUAUACAAAGGCAUACCCGAUUCUUGGAGGCAGCCUGUGUGGCAUUUCUUAUUAACAAAUGGAGGCGCCGAAUCGGAAUUUGAUGAUAAUUUGAUUCGAACUUACAAUACAUUAUUAACAUUACCAUCACAGCACGAGCGGCAAAUAGACCUGGACAUACCGCGCACAUUAAAUUCACAUAUCAUGUUUCGAACUAGAUAUGGACCUGGCCAAAGGGCACUAUUCAAUGUAUUAAGGACAUUCUCAAAUUAUGACAAACAAGUGGGAUACUGUCAGGGGAUGACAAACAUUGUCGCCAUACUGUUAAUGUAUUAUGCUGAAGAAAGUGCAUUUGUAAUGUUAACAAAAUUAUUUACCAGAUGUAAUCUACACAAUUUGUAUAUACCCGGCUUUCCCGCAUUAUUGGAAAGCUUUUAUGUGCAGGAAAAGUUGAUGACGUUGUAUGCACCCAAAAUUUCUGAAAAUUUUGUGAGUAUCGUCUUUUUACGCUUUCUAGUGUUGCUUUAUUUGACAGCCUACGCAACAAGGUGGUAUAUCACGUUAUUCGCAGGUGAUGUGGUGCCUCACCAUACCAUGUUAAGGAUAUGGGAUUUACUGAUGCUAAAUGGAUUUGACGUGUUGUAUUUUGUGGCCGUUGCUCUGUUGAAAUAUCACAAAACCACCUUAUUAAGUUCGACGUUCGAACGUAUCAUGAUAUUAUUAUCAACCACGUUGACGAUAGAGGAUGACGAUCGGUUGGUAAGGAAAGUAAGCAAAUUGUAUGAACGAAGAGGAAGGAAAAGAUUGGUUGAUACUUUAAAAGCCGAGUAUAGGAGUCAAAUUAAAUAG